GUCAUCGACUUGGUAAAGAAGUUACAUUCGCCAGAGCUGCAAUGGAUCCCAUCUCGAUAGAUCCCGGGCUCUACCAACUAUAUGGCUUGGGAUAUGAUAGGCUCAGUUAUUAAUAAUUUUCAUAUUUGAUGAGACAGCCGGCUUAUUAUCUAUCCCCCAUGUACCUUUUCUAGGUGAGACCCUGCAUGCGGGGGGGUAGUCCAUCACAAAGACCGCGAUAUCAGUACGCCAAUCUGGGGCAUGCAUGGGGAGAGCCUCGGGGCCUAAGCUACCUACUGAUAAGCAAAAUAUAUAUUACAUAUACACUUGAUAGCGUUCCGCAGUCGCGGUCCAACGAGUUUAGAAACUAUAUAAUACCGCCAUUCCCAAAUUUUGCGCAUUUUAGUCACUUAGUCGUCUAAUUCGCGGUCUGUUUAGCGAGUCCUAUACACUGACAUUGCAUUCUUGUCUCCAGUCUUAAGUAUAGCAGAAAGACAGAAUGGCGACCGCAACAGUGGCGGCGCCAUUAGACCAGGGCGUCGGAUAUGGUGUUGUCCUUGGUCUGGGGUUUGGAUUUGCUCUCGGAAUGAUACUAGUUACAUUCGUCCUCAAGCGAUAUAACUCAGAACUCCAAACGUCCGAAAUGUUCAACACCGCCGGCCGAACAGUUAAGAGUGGAUUAGUUGGUUCUGCCGUUGUUUCUUCGUGGACUUGGGCGGCUACACUUCUACAGAGCUCGGGUGUUUGCUAUAGAUAUGGUGUUUCUGGCCCAUUUUGGUAUGCUUCGGGAGCGACCGUUCAGAUUCUACUCUUCGCAACCUUAGCCAUUGAAUUGAAGCGACGCGCUCCAAAUGCGCAUACUUAUCUCGAAAUAAUAAAAGCUCGAUACGGAACUGUCGCCCACAUCGUCUUCAUGAUGUUCGGUCUUGCGACAAACAUCCUCGUUAGUCUUAUGCUAGUAGUCGGCGGUUCUGCGACAGUGAGCGCCCUUACUGGAAUGAACACUAUCGCGGCUAUAUACCUACUACCCAUUGGUGUUAUCGCAUAUACUUUGGUCGGUGGUCUAAAGGCAACGAUCCUAACGGAUUGGAUCCACACCUUCAUUCUACUCAUCAUUAUAAUCAUAUUCUCUUUGACGGCUUAUGCUUCGUCCGACAGACUUGGAUCUCCGUCAGCUGUAUAUGAUCUAUUGGUGGAGGCAGCGUUCAAUCACCCCGUCGAAGGUAAUGCACAGGGUAGCUACCUAACUAUGCGCUCAAAAGAGGGAGCUAUUUUCUUCGUUAUCAAUAUCGUUGGUAACUUCGGCACCGUAUUCCUUGAUAAUGGAUACUAUAAUAAGGCUAUUGCAGCAUCGCCUGUUCAUGCGCUCCCCGGCUACAUCCUUGGUGGCCUUAGCUGGUUUGCUAUCCCUUGGCUGACUGCGACGACCAUGGGUCUCUCUGCUCUGGCUCUAGAGAACACACCAGCUUUCCCAACGUACCCUAACCGCAUGUCCGAGGCCGAUGUAUCGGCUGGUCUCGUGCUCCCGUAUGCUGCUGUCGCUCUUCUAGGAAAAGGAGGCGCAGCUGCGACACUAUUGAUCAUAUUUAUGGCUGUCACGUCCGCGACUUCAUCCGAGUUGAUCGCUGUCUCGUCUAUCUUCACUUACGACUUUUACCGCACUUACUUCAAGCCCGACGCUAGUGGUAGACGUCUUAUUUACAUGUCGCACGUUAUCGUCGUGACUUAUGCAUUGUUCAUUUCCACGUUUUCUGUUGGUCUUUACUACGCGGGGAUUUCAAUGGGUUAUCUAUACCUCAUGAUGGGCUGCAUCAUCUCUUCUGCUGUGAUACCCGCCACUUUGACGCUUGUGUGGAAGGGACAGAACAAGUGGGCCGCAGCACUAUCUCCCAUCUUCGGGCUUGCGUUCGCUUUGGUCGCAUGGCUCGUGACCGCUCGAAAUGAAUGUGGUUCCUUGGAUGUCGCAUGCACGGGGUCUAACAACCCCAUGCUUGCUGGAAAUGUUGUUGCGCUUCUGUCCCCUCUUGUCCUCAUCCCGAUCUUCACUCUUAUCUUCGGAAUGGAUAACUACGACUGGAAGUCGAUGAUGAACAUUCGUAGAGGUGAUGACCACGACCUUGCUGCGACAGCGGGUGUGGAUCUGGAGCAGACAGUAGGAGGACACGUCGAGACAGACAACGAGUUCGUGGUAGAGCAAUCGAAGCUGGCACGGGCUAGCAAGAUUUCUAAGUGGACGACGGUGGGACUCACACUUGCCUUCUUAGUUCUAUGGCCGUUCCCCAUGUAUGGUAGCAACUACGUGUUCUCCAAGCCGUUCUUCACGGGUUGGGUCACCGUGGGCAUCAUUUGGAUCUUCUGUUCGCUCGGCGCUGUUGGAAUUUUCCCUGUCUUCGAGGGAAGAAAGACGUUGGCGAGAACAUUCAAAGCUAUCGUGCUUGACUUGUCGGGGAAGAGACAUGUUACCACAAUUCGCGCGGAAAACAAUACUGCCGCGAUUGAUGGAAAGGCGGCGUCGGGCGUUGAGACCCCACCUGUUUCGAAGGAGCCCGCUACUACAGAGACAGGCGAAAAGGGUGAAUGAGCAUGAGACUCUGGGAAUAAGGGGUUGCCAAUUAGGAUGGAAGGAUUUGGUAUGAUUGACUGUGGAUUGGAAAAGAUACCCCGUAUACGUCUUGAAAAUAGGAUUAGCUAGGUAGGUACCUAGAUAUUGUU
Messenger RNA from Hypoxylon trugodes, 2691 nucleotides. Its product is annotated as Na+/solute symporter. The record is from RefSeq and is a predicted model, not a curated record. Gene Ontology annotation, cellular component: plasma membrane. Gene Ontology annotation, molecular function: spermidine transmembrane transporter activity; urea transmembrane transporter activity; putrescine transmembrane transporter activity. The transcript has 3 exons. Gene Ontology annotation, biological process: putrescine transport; urea transmembrane transport; spermidine transport. The coding region runs from base 479 to 2560 and encodes 693 amino acids. Lineage: Eukaryota; Fungi; Ascomycota; Sordariomycetes; Xylariales; Hypoxylaceae.